This is a messenger RNA of Bipolaris zeicola 26-R-13, 930 nucleotides long. RefSeq lists its product as uncharacterized. The record is from RefSeq and is a predicted model, not a curated record. The transcript has a single exon. NCBI's taxonomy places the organism in Eukaryota, Fungi, Ascomycota, Dothideomycetes, Pleosporales, Pleosporaceae. Gene Ontology annotation, molecular function: endonuclease activity. The annotation marks the transcript as partial.
UUAUCAUUACCUGUCUUAGCCGGUAAACUUAUUCUGCCGGCUCUAAAUUUGGCUGUAUUCUGGGAACCGUUAUAUGAAAAUAUAUCGCAAUCAGAAGGUAAUUUAUUAAGUUUGAACUUUUUAGAGAACCUCAGAGGCUAUACGCCAAAAUAUUUUGGUUGUAGUUUAGAAAUUUUAACCUUUCCUUUAUGUACAACGGUUAGAUCAAUUCAUACUGAUAAUAAUAGUAAGAAUUUAAAUAAAUCUCUCUUUAGUUAUUAUCUUACCGGGCUUAUUGAGGGUGAUGGUACAAUAAUUUCACCAAAAACUUUAAGAUCCCCUAAAGGUAAGUUAAAUUAUCCUUCUAUACAAAUAGUUUUUCAUUUAAAAGAUUUACCUUUAGCUUUACUUAUUCAAAAAGAAUUAGGUGUAGGUUCAUUAUCUAGAAAAAAAGGGGUAGAUGCUUAUAUAUUAACUAUAAAUAGUUAUGAAGGUAUUUUAUUCGUUAUUUCAUUAAUAAAUGGAAAAAUGAGAACACCUAAAAUAUAUAGUCUUAAUGAAUUAAUAGAUUUUUUAAAUAAAACUAAAGGAACCAGUAUUGAAAAAUAUUCUGUAUCUAUAGAGCCUUUACAUUCCAAUCCAUGGCUGUCAGGGUUUAUAGAAGCAGACGCUUCUUUUCAAGUAAGAACUACUCUUUCAGGUAAAUAUCCUAAACUUGAAUGUAAAUUAGAAAUAUCUCAAAGACGAGAAGAUCACAAAGGAUAUGAUAAUUUAGAAUUUUUAAGUUAUAUUGCUGAGUUUUUAGAAACGGAAGUAAAAAAAAUAAGAUCGGAUAAACCAAAACCUGAGUAUAGAGUUAGAACUACUAACCUUAAAGGUAAUAUUAAUGCUAAAAAUUAUCUUUUACAAUUUCCUCUAUUUGGAACUAAACAUUUAGAUUCCUUAGAUUGA